AUGGAUUUGGAAUGGAUGGAAUUCGCUGAAGGGUGGGAGUGGCAUGCACUGAAUUAUGUUAAUCCUCUUCCUCCUAUGAUACCUUAUCCGUCUUACUGUGUCAGUCGUCGAUGUGGAUGGUGCCGCUUUACGAUUAAGCCCGGCGACCUCAUCACAGCCAGAGCAUCUGGUGGCACCGAAACAGUUGCUUUUGAAUCGUGCGAAUCCUUCAACGAUAACAAGUUUCGCGCAACUUUCAGGCGCUGCACAAGUGAUCACGAAUCAUGUGCGACAAUCGGGUAUCACGUUGAAUGCUCCGAGAUAGCUUCAUCAUUCGGCCUUGAUAAGAGAGCAUUUGUGCAAGUUGCCCGAUAUUCGUACGAGCCCUCAGUUCAGGAAGAUGAGCGGCGACGGGAGUGGAUUUUGAAUCGCUUACACCGGAUCAUGAGUCAGAAGUUCGCAGAUCUACCACCAGAGAUACUGUUGAUGGUGAACAAACAUUUAGUCCUUCAUUAUGCGAUAUCUUCGCUGUCUCGUGUCUCUGAGUCGAGUCAAUGCACGAUUGAGCCAUCGAAGGAUGUAUGGGCGACUCAUCUCGACCUGGACGGAAUUGAGUAUGUAGCUUCCUUGUCGAACACGCCGCAGCCGGGAAGUCGAUUACUCUGGAGAGAGUUUCAAGGUCAGGAAGAGAAUCAUCUUUUCAUCUCAGAAGAUCACCUCGGCAUUCGCCAGAUCGUUAAUGAUCCUGGAGCUGUUACAUCGGCACAAGAUAGUUCAGGCUGGUGGCGAACACUCCCGAUCACCAGCAAAGUCCUCUCAUUCUCAGACGAUGGCCUCAAAUUGCGCAGUUUCGCAGCCGCUCCGUUGAAUCCCACCAUUUGUUGGCCGUAUCCUAUGGCCCCAGAUGCGUUGAAGAGCAUGGCUUACCACGUCACAAAAGACUCAUCUUCAAGUCUUGGUAUGACUAUCGAAGCUCGCAUGGUGGCCUUGGAGUUCAACGAGCCUGAGAUCACGGGAUAUUCUGCUUGUUGGUAUAAGGACCAGCUGGUCGAUCUUCAUACGCACAAGACUGAAGAGUCCUUGGCCUUUUAUCGUGAGCUGGACGAAAUGGCGAAGCACAAGUUGGCCAAGAAAAAUUCAGAUGAUUCGACCGCAAGUUCAUCCCCUCAUUGGACUUACCAUCCGUUGAACCCCGGUGAACGUCUUGGACAAGUCUGGUUGCGCACAAAGAAGGAAGCAGACGAAAAGGAUACGUCUGAAGAUGAAAGACGACCAAAGACGUCAGAUACUGUCAACGAGACUGCGGUAGUGCUGGUCACCAAUCAGUCGCGAACACUUACCAUGGGAAGAAGCAACUCACCACACAGCGAGUGGAAAUGCGUAGCCAAAGAGUCGCCGGACAUUCCAAUGCUAGUCUACCUCAGCCCUCGUCUUGACGGCAUUUCUUUGCUCGCAUCGCCAACUGUAGAAGGAAGUGACAAGGAUCCCUUGCCAGCAGUACUUGUUCCCGGAUCCGAAACAGAUCCAGUUGAGACCUCAGAAGUCUCGCUCGAUGCUGUUAAAGAGGUUCAGAUCUGCAGAGAACAAUCUCAGAAAGGGAUCAGCUCAGUAUCCGGCUUGUUGUUUCGAUACAAAGAUGGAAGCCAGGCAUGUUUUGGGAGAUUUCGCUUCGAUCAUGCGAAAGAGGUUCUGUCUGUUGCCGAUUCAAUGUGCUUCUAUCUCGGUACCAUAUACUUGGAUGGAGGUAACCGAGUCUUGGGAGAAUUUUGCUUAUCGAAGCCAGAGUAUGAGGAUGAAUCUUUGGAGUGGAAGAGUACUCUGUGGAAAGGAAGUUUCCCACGGGAGAUAAUGCUCAUGAUGGACAAUUAA
Messenger RNA from Fusarium oxysporum Fo47, 1848 nucleotides. RefSeq lists its product as uncharacterized. The transcript is spliced from 4 exons. The coding region runs from base 1 to 1848 and encodes 615 amino acids. Lineage: Eukaryota; Fungi; Ascomycota; Sordariomycetes; Hypocreales; Nectriaceae. The record is from RefSeq and is a predicted model, not a curated record.